Messenger RNA from Trichosurus vulpecula (common brushtail), 2464 nucleotides. RefSeq names its product ras homolog family member B (gene RHOB). NCBI's taxonomy places the organism in Eukaryota, Metazoa, Chordata, Mammalia, Diprotodontia, Phalangeridae. Gene Ontology annotation, molecular function: GTP binding; GTPase activity. The transcript has a single exon. The record is from RefSeq and is a predicted model, not a curated record. Gene Ontology annotation, biological process: small GTPase-mediated signal transduction. The coding region runs from base 417 to 1007 and encodes 196 amino acids.
GGCAGACUAGGGCGGAGGUUAGCGGGCGUGCGGGAGGGAGGGAGAGAAAGCGGGAGGUAGAGGCGCCUCUGAGACCCCCGCAGCCCCUGAGCCGGCCCAGCAGGAGCCCCACCUCCCCCCCAGGCGUGGGGGCGGCGGCGGAGGAGCAGGACAGUAGCAGUCGCAGCUGAGCCCAGCAGCACCAGCACCGGCAUCUGCGGCGGCGGCGGCGCCGGCCCAGGCCCCCGGCGGCCACGGUGCGCUCCCUGAAGGCCGGCCAAGCAGCCGCGCCCGGCUCCGCGCAGGCGGCAGCAGCAGCGGCGGCGGCGGCGUCUGCGCCGUCGGGGCCCGGGGGAUCUUCGUCCUCGGCCGCGGUCCCAGGCCUACCCCCGUCCCCCCAGGCGUCCCCGAGGCCGCCGCCCCCGGCCGGCCUGGCCAUGGCGGCCAUCCGUAAGAAGCUUGUGGUGGUGGGCGACGGCGCGUGCGGCAAGACGUGCCUGCUGAUCGUGUUUAGCAAGGACGAGUUCCCCGAGGUGUACGUGCCCACGGUGUUCGAGAACUACGUGGCCGACAUCGAGGUGGACGGCAAGCAGGUGGAGCUGGCGCUCUGGGACACGGCCGGCCAGGAGGACUACGACCGCCUGCGGCCGCUCUCCUACCCGGACACGGACGUGAUCCUCAUGUGCUUCUCGGUGGACAGCCCGGACUCGCUGGAGAAUAUCCCCGAGAAGUGGGUGCCCGAGGUGAAGCACUUCUGCCCCAACGUGCCCAUCAUCCUAGUGGCCAACAAGAAGGACCUCCGCAACGACGAGCACGUGCGCAACGAGCUGGCGCGCAUGAAGCAGGAGCCGGUGCGCACCGAGGACGGCCGCGCCAUGGCCGUGCGCAUCCAGGCCUACGACUACCUCGAGUGCUCGGCCAAGACCAAGGAGGGCGUGCGCGAGGUCUUCGAGACAGCCACCCGCGCCGCGCUCCAGAAGCGCUACGGCUCGCAGACCGGCUGCGUCAACUGCUGCAAAGUGCUCUGAGCCCCGACGGCGCGGCCGAGCCCACGACGGGCGCGCGGACGGACAAAGGCCGGGGCCCGACCCGGGGGCUCGCUGGCUACGGACUGGCGCGGCAACCGCCGGAGACUGGGCGGGCUUCGGGACCUAGCGCCACCCUGGAGAGACUGGGGGGGUGGGGGAAGGGGUGCGGUGCGCUCGUGAGUGUGAGUGCGUGUGCGUGUGCGCGUGUGCGUGUGUAUGUGUGCACGGGCACCCGGGCCCUGAUCAUGGAGGAAGAAAGCAUCCCUCCAACCCUGCCGCUCUCGUUGCCCUGAGCUCAGUGCGGGAGUGAGUGGGCACCGCCCCCGCCCGGCUGCUGAGCUCGGCAUUCCCUCCCUCCUUUCUUCCCAAGCUCGCCGCCCGCCCCCCUCGUUGUUGGGCCUGGCUCUUCCUUGGGGGUGUGUCUCAAUUGAGGGUGGGGGGGAUGGGGCGGGGGUGGGCGCUGUUACAUAGUGAUAAAUAUAAUUUUAUUUUUUGGCAGUAGGAUCUGUGAAAGGCCUGCUCUUAUUUAAGGGGGAGGGGAGGGAAAAGGAGGGGGAGCAGCAGCAGAGCAGUUUGGGACCUCCCCUGGCCCUGCUGCCCGUGCCGGGUGGCGAGAUUGAACUGAUUUACACCCCAGGAAGAUUGUGAGAGACUGCUGUGGCCGCCGGCGCGGCCUGGAGCUCCUGGAGGCCUGGGGCGGGGUGGGGGGUGCGCAGCUUAGCCAGGCCAUCUGGGCUGGGGCCGGCCCUUCUAGGGUGGUGGGGGGAAGAAGCUCCCCGAAGUGAACUUGGUGCCUGUGUCUCUCUGCCCCUCCCCCAGCCCCCUGUUCUCUCUCCGAGGGCUUCAUGUAAAUCGGAGAAAGAAGUCUGGGUUUUAUUAUUUUUUUCCCCCAAGAUUCAGCCGAGCCACCGUUGCACAAAGGCCUCCUUUUUCCCUACUGGAGCUGGGGCCCGGGCCAUCCUCCGCCUGCCGGCCCCGGGUGUUGUCACCUCGUCUACGGCUUUUUAAAAGGAUGCCACUUUUAAAAAUCCAGGAGGAGAAGAAACCACUGUAAUACUGUUUUUUUCCUUGAAAUAUGCCAGGCAGCACUGAUUUCUAGGGGGGAGGGGGGAGGGGUUGCCUUUGUGCCCAGCGGGCCUGUUUUGAUAAAGGGCAGUGAACAGUUUGGGGUCUAUUUAAACAAUUUCACCGGGCAGUCUGGGAGACCGGACUUGGGACUGCGCAGGCAGCUCUGUCUGGAGACUGACCUGUUCCUUUUUUUUUGUCGUUUGUUGCAUCCUCUCCUCCCUUCCCCCCAGCGGUACUUUGACCAGUGUCUGGGUUUUUAUUUUUAUUUUUUAAAUAAACUGACCGUUGACAAAGUGAUCAUCACUUCCAUAAAGGUGUUUACAUGAUAUGCUCUGAAGCUUGUGCACAAAGGUUUUUUUGUCAAACAUUAAAAGAUUUGAGCGAUUUCA